Messenger RNA from Bacillus rossius redtenbacheri, 720 nucleotides. RefSeq lists its product as uncharacterized. The transcript is spliced from 4 exons. Gene Ontology annotation, molecular function: glutathione disulfide oxidoreductase activity. Gene Ontology annotation, biological process: cellular response to oxidative stress. The coding region runs from base 198 to 500 and encodes 100 amino acids. NCBI's taxonomy places the organism in Eukaryota, Metazoa, Arthropoda, Insecta, Phasmatodea, Bacillidae. The record is from RefSeq and is a predicted model, not a curated record. Gene Ontology annotation, cellular component: cytoplasm.
UCAGACUUGAUUAUGGCUGCAUUGGAGACGAAGGCCAAUAUUCAAUGUGAAGAAGAAGAAGAAAAUAAAUAUCGGAUAUGUUUGUUCAGUUAAUCUAGUAUGACUAAAAUAUUAAAAAUAGAAUUAAAUUCAUUAGUGGACUCCAGGUCAGGAUUAACUGAGUAGUGUGGUACCACCGUUUGAGUUCUGUUGUCGACAUGAGUGGGCCAGUUGCUGUGAAGGUGAAGAAUAUUAUCGACAGCGAUACCGUGGUUAUUUUCUCGAAAAGUUAUUGCCCUUACUGUAAAAUGGCAAAAGAGGUGUUUGACAAGCUGUGCCAGAAGUACACGGCGGUGGAGCUGAACGAGCUGGACGACGGGGACAGCAUGCAGGCCGUGCUGGGCGAGCUGACGGGGGCCAAGACUGUGCCGCGCGUGUUCGUGAAGGGGGAGUGCCUGGGCGGGGGCACGGAUGUGAAGCAGCUGUACGAGUCGGGCCAGCUGGUGGCCAAGCUGCAGUAGCGCGCCUGCGCCGUGUGGAUGACCUGACAAAUUUUUUUGGAAAUUGUGGCUAAUGGAGUACCUAUUUGGGUUUUGGUGUGAGCAGUUUUUUUUAUAAAUGUUUUCCUCUGUCAUAGUUUAUCGAUGCAUUUAAUGGAUGUUGUUUUCUCCAAGCAGUGCUUCUGUAAAUGAAUGAAUUACUUAUAAUUUGGCAAAUAAAAAAAAAUUCCAUUAUGAAGAA